GAGAAUUCCGUUUCCUUAUUACCGAUACCAUUGGAGCCAACAGUGAAGAAAAUGGUGGUUCUAGUCACUACCAGUUCUACAAUCAGCGAGUUCCUCAUAGAUGGUCAAAGGGGAACACGGUUGUCUGUUAAACACCAGAAAUGUUCCUGGAAUACAACCAUUGGGUCCUCGGGUAUUACUGUAGAAACUUCAUUACCCAGUGUUCUCUAUGUUGAAUCAAGGAAGAGCACUUUCAUAGUUCCGUCUCUUCAGAGUUUGGGGAAUGUCUAUGUCGUGCAGACGUUAUGGAAUGAAUUGCUGACUCAUCAGAAUGGGAAACUGGAAUCGUGGUUCGUCAUAUCGGCACCACGGGACUUUACAACUGUAUAUAUAAACUUGGAUGUCGCUAAGCAGUUCAUGACAUGGUUCCUUCAAGCUGACACAUACCAGUUUCUUUUGAACAAGGAUGAUUCUGUUUACGUUCGAUGCAACUAUGACGUAUCAGGGAUAAUGAUAAAUGGUAGCAAACCUCUUUUUGUUGCUAUGGGUACGAUUUACAAAGACAAUGAUAUGGAUGUUACAAUUCCGCCAUCUAAUCAAAGGUGGGGGCAAAGAUUUUUCAUCGAUGAGACGAGUUCCUACAAAAUCUUUGGUAAUGCCAACACAUCACUCAAAGCAAGAACCGCAAGCAACAAGACAAAAACCUUUGACUAUGCGUAUUUUCCAGCAUACCUCUCCCAACUUGAAAACGAAAGCUCUCCAUUCCUUCUAGAAUUCUCAAAACCAGUCCUGGUCUUGCAAUUAGUUACUAUUGAACAUUAUCAGGGCACCAUAUUCAAAUCAAAAUACGUCACUCCUAUUUCUUUGUACAUUCCAACAAAUUUAUUUGAAGAUGACCGUAAAUUUUGCUUUCAAAAUCUUUCUUUAGCUUCUUCCCAAGAAUUUCCUAAUACUACAAAACUAUCUCGAAAAAUAAUUAACAUCGAAAAAGAACAGUUCUCAAGUAUAUCACUUCAUUUCAACAGUUCCGAAACUCACUCAAUGGUUAAGAAGUUGCAAAAAAAGCAUGAAACAUUUGCUGUAUUUUCGGGUUACAUAUACUGUGGAUCUAGCACUCGGCUGUACCCACUCCCUGCAGCUUGGCAUAUCUACUCAUGCGAAACGAAUCUGGAAACGAUGUGUACUAAUGAUGUGAAUCCUUCAAGUAAUGGUCCAACUUUAAUCCAUUUGAUUCAUGAUCCUUACAUAGCAGCGUCUAUAGCUUCAGUGACCUUCUCUCUUGUGUCUGGUCUUCUGGCCGCCGUUGUGUUUAUUGCCUUGAUGUACUUAGUGGACCAGAUUAGAACUAGACUUGUAGGGCCCACCCGUGUUGGGCCUCUAAUACCAUAGUAAACUGUUUUCAUGCUUCUGUUUGAAAAAAAUUAAA
This is a messenger RNA of Saccostrea echinata, 1405 nucleotides long. RefSeq lists its product as uncharacterized. The transcript has 3 exons. The coding region runs from base 52 to 1368 and encodes 438 amino acids. Lineage: Eukaryota; Metazoa; Mollusca; Bivalvia; Ostreida; Ostreidae. The record is from RefSeq and is a predicted model, not a curated record.